Molecule: messenger RNA, 603 nt
Organism: Scheffersomyces stipitis CBS 6054
Lineage: Eukaryota; Fungi; Ascomycota; Pichiomycetes; Serinales; Debaryomycetaceae
Exons: 1
Coding region: 1-603 (200 amino acids)
Source: RefSeq, a predicted model, not a curated record
AUGACAUCCCUUCAAUCACCAUUCUCCUUCAGCUUCCCAUCACUCGCACAUUCCAGCUCUACACCAAUGAGCGACACUUCAGACGAUUUUGGAAACACACUCUCUGACAAAACUUCUGACGCAGUGUUGAACAAGUUGCAAAUUAUGAAAUCAAAGCUCAGCAAAUUAGACCACGGUUCGCACCUUAUAAAUGAGUUGAAGCAGCUCAUAGAGGAGUCUUACCAAUUGAUAAUUAACAACAAUAACCUCAGCAAUAUUGGACACAAAUACAAUAACUCGCUCCUGAAAUGUAAUUUUAACGACAUGGUAGACGACUUCACAACUCCUAUAACAUACAACGGAGCCGACUACCAAACACCACCGCCAAGCAGCAACCUUCCAUACCAGACUCCCAUCGACAAAAUCAUCGACUACGAAAGCACAUACAACAUCAAAAGUAAUAUACACAGAAACUCGGGUAAUCAACCACAAAUAAUACAUCAGACCAACAACACAGACUACUUACUUACGAACUCGGAAUUUGACUACUUGGAUUAUGCAUAUUUCAACUGCAAUCACCAGAUGGUGGAACUGUUGUUUGAGGUUAACUUUGAAUUGGAAUAA